AUGAAUGUUUCUCUAUUGAUAGUGGUAUGCGUGUUUAUUCUUGUCGCCUUCUCUCAUGCAUCCCUUGGUCAAGGCGUUGCAAGCUGUAACGGAUGCUGCCAACAGGGAAAUUACCAAGAAAUAAGUGAUUCCCGACGCAGUUCAAAAAGCGUAUGGAAGCCAGGUCAAACCCCGCUAUGUGAUCAAACUCUGAAAGAAGGUUGGUAUCGCUUUACCAGCUUUGUUGGAGGAGCAAUGCCGACUUCGAUGGUAAAGCAAAACCACUGCGGUACUAAAGCUCCGAUUUGGUUGAAGGAAGCGCAUCCCGCUACUAAUGUGAUAACAUCAGUUAAAGCCUGCGUAAACAUAUUUGACAGAAAAGGUGGUUGUUUUUACGAAUUUGGAAUAACUGUGAAGAACUGCGGUGGGAAUUAUUACGUCUAUUAUCUCAAGCCGACAUAUUCUUGUUACAUUGCCUACUGUGCUGGAAAUGGACGGCCUUGCCCUUAUGGACAGAAAGGAACAUCAUUUGAUACGUGCUCAGCUGCAGGAUCUGUGAAAUUUCCAAGUAGCACAUACUUGGGAAGACCAACUAUAGGCUAUGUGGGCGCCGGUACGACUGCAACUGACACAGACGAAGUCAAACUCUAUUGCCAAGUGUCUCUUCUGAAGGGUAUUGAGCUUUGGAGGAAUGUGACGUACCGUAUCCAGUGGUACUCGGAAGGAAAGCUAAUAGAUGCUGCGGCACCGUUCUGCCUUCCAAAGAGUGGUCAGUUAGAAAAUGAUAAACCUUGUCCAGGUUCAGGUCGGGGAAAAGAAAUCCGUUCUCAAUUAAGCAAGUUUGAGCCAGGCCAGAGAAUAUCAUGCAAUGUAUCUGCGAGGUUCACUAAUGUUAAUUCCAGUAGCUGGUCAGACCCACUGCACGUCACGCAGCCAUUUUUUGCUGGCAUAGAGGUCUAUCCUACCACCCUCAUCAUAAAGGAAUGUGACACCCCUAAAAAUAUCACACUCACUCCAACAAUACCAGUGCGGAAAAAUUUCCUUGGCCACUACCUCUUCGUGAAGUUUUUUCUUCCUCCAGGCCUAUGGAUCAUGGAUAAGAAAAACUGUCACAUACAAAUGGAGGAAACCAAAUCUGUUACAGUACAGAUAGGGGCCACCUGUACAACUCUUCAUGGCAGCAAUAAGCUGAAUGUUGUCACCCCUACGUUUACUAACCAUGCCCAUAGUAAAUUCUGGGCUUACUUCGGUCUGCCUACAAUCUGGGUUACUGUACAACAAAAAAACACUGAGACGAGGAAAUGCAGAUCUGUAACUGAUCCUCACAUCCGUAUGAUGGAUCCAAGCGUGGGUUGGAGAGAUUUCAUGGGCCAUGGUGAUUUUACUUUGUACAGCAACACCGAAAAAAACUUUGAGGUGCAGACAAGACAGUGGGCCUGCAACAAUGCCAAAAGCGUAACUUGUAACUGCGGAGUCAUAUUACGAGAUCAUAAUGACCUUAUUAAAUUUAGUUGCUGCAAUCCAAGUCUCACCAGAGAUGACACCACACCAAUACAAGUUACCAUACCUCGGAGUAAAUGCCUAGCCCCAGGAAUAUCCUUGAAACAGCUUAUUAGAGGUUUUAACAGCAAGUACGAGGUUAUAUUUCCCACUGGAAUAAAGGUUGACUUGGAAAGAAAUUAUUGGGGCAUAGAUGUCACCAUCUACGCUCCGCGAGCGGAAAAAGAGGCUAACGAGGACGGAUUAUGCACGUAUUUACCAACAAAGGGUGAUAUAAAUACAUUCGGAAACAGUCAAAGAAAAUUCCCAAGUUACUUCCAUAAACUUCCAGGCAAGAUCAAUGAACACAGUGGUGGAGUAAACUUUGAAAAGGCCUGUGCUUGCAGCGAAGACGAAAACAAAAAUAUAACAGAUGAAUGUCAUGAUGGAAUACCUGUUUUCUUCCCGGGCCUCCCAACUAAUCAAAGGCUUAAUAGAAUACUGAUGUGUAACAGGAAUGUUAAGAGAGACAUAACAAGUUCGGAUGACCUGACGGAGGACGAUUUUGAGUUGUUCAAGAAACGUGAUCAUCCAGAAGUUCAUGAGCGACAAAAACGAUCGAUAGUUCAAGUUUCAAAGGAAAAUGCGACGCGGUAUUGCACGGAAAAACUAGCAAAUACAACCAUGGGAAAAUUGUGUGCCAAGUUAGGAACAAACAUACAAGCCCUAGUUAAUGUUUGCUCGGCUGAUAUCGAGUACACUGGCGACCUUUCUUUUGCCAUUGGAGCUGUUUCCCUUUUAAUGAGUGAAUGCAACGACGAGGCAGUCCGCAACAUGACAUUUAAUGCAACUGACGUGACUGACGUGGAAAUGCCUACAAUAGUAGACCAGAUUGCAAGGAUCAUGUGUCCUAAUGACUGCGCUUUUGAUGGCAAAUGUGUCCACGGAUCAUGUCUUUGCGAUAAAGGCUAUACUGCUGACGAUUGCUCAAUAUCAGUUUACCAAAAUCCCUCUAUAAAGCGUCUUCAAAGCGAUGGAUUAUGUGAUAGGCGACAAAGACCAUGUAAGAGGGCAACCGUUUUAGGAACUCAAUUUUUAAAUUCGACCAAUUUGACCUGCCAUAUAACUGAAGUCAAGAUUUGGAACAGUUCAUGGGUACCAAAUGAUGCCGAGGUUAAAUAUCCAGCGGUGAUGACGGAUCUUGUUCUAGUGGACUGCUUUUUACCAGAUUCCCCAGUGAUGGUUAGGCAAUAUGAUGAGAAUGUGAAAGGAACACCAGCAGCUGGACUGAUGAUUUCAGUGUCAAACAAUGGCUUCUCUCAAAGCGACCAGAAACUUAAGUUCAUAUCCUACGACUCUGUUUGUUUGAACUGUAAUUCUUCACAAGGAUGCUUUCUGAAGACAAAUUCUUGCCUAAUCAACAAUUAUUGCUUCGCAUCUAAUGAAGCAAAUCCAGGGGACUGGUGUAGUCAAUGCCUGCCUCAUAUUGAUGCAAAUUCUUGGAGUAAGCGACAAGUCAACCACCCACCCAAAUUCACACCCAAGACUGACUACUAUGCACUUUAUGGAGAGAAGCUUGAGCUGCUGAUCGAAGUAUCAGAUCCUGAAGGUAUGCCAGUAACCAUCUCUAGUUUGGAAGGCACUCCCAAAGAAGCGAGGAUACAGAACAAUAUUUUAUUUUGGAAUGUCACAACGAACAAAACCACUCAAUUCUACUUUGAAGCCACCGACAGUUGUCAGGCUUCAUCUACUUUAAACAUCACCAUCGCCAUCAAUGUCUGUCCAUGUAAAAACAAAGGUAUAUGCGUGCCUCACAAGCCCAGAGGAAGUGGUAUUUACACGUGUGACUGUGCCGGAGGAUAUACGGGGCAAUAUUGCGAGACAGAAAUUGAUGAAUGUCAGUCUUUUCCUUGUUUACGAGGGCAGUGUAUCGAUGGAAUUAACAACUACACCUGUAUCUGUGAUGAUGGAUUUGAUGGCAGAAAUUGUGAUAACGAUAUUGAUUAUUGCCAGUCAUCUCCUUGUUCUCACGGAAAUUGUACCGAUCAGGUCUAUGGUUAUCAAUGCAGUUGUGCAUCAGGAUACUCUGGAAAACAGUGCAAUGUGGACAUUAAUGAAUGUCAGUCAUCGCCUUGCUUAAAUGGAACGUGCCUUGAUUUAGUGAACAAUUACAGCUGUAUAUGUAAAGCUGGCUUUACAGGGCGUGAUUGUGAUAUCCCGAUCACGCGCUGCAAUCACGGCUCUUGUUAUCCUGGUGUACAAUGCACAAAGAAUAACCUCACGAUAUCUUGUGCCUCAUGCCCAUCUGGCUAUACUGGGGAUGGAAAAAAUUGUAAAGACAUCGAUGAUUGUCAUAGUCAUACCUGUCGAAACGGAGCAACCUGUGUUGAUGGUGUUAACGAUUAUACGUGUUCAUGCGUGUUUGGCUUCACUGGACCCAAUUGUGAAACUGUGGUACCCAGCAUCAAUGAGCAGUCAUCUCUACACACUACACACUUCCCUAAGUCCUCAGCGUCAAGGGUGAUUUUAUCUGACACCAAUGUAGCAGUCAUUCCUACGGCCACACACGUGUUUGCGUCAAGUUUCAGUACUCUGAUUAGCGCAUCACAGAAAAUAAGUCCAUCUUCGUCCUCGAAAGAGCUCGGUAUUUCUUCCUCGGUCGGUAAGUUAUUUCCUACAACUGAUCACAAAAAUCAAAAAACCUCAGCGCCACCAACAACUGUCGAACCACGCACUAAGGAACCAUCGACAGAAAAGGUGAAAACAGACUCGCCUGAGACAGACGAACCCAAGACCAAAGAACCAACAAUAGAGGAAAUCAAAACAGAACUUAUCGUCGAAUUACGUGUGAAGACGGAAUGGAAUGAUGAAUUAAAAGAGAAAAGCAGUUCAGCAUUCAAAAAGUUGUCUCUUGAAUUUGUAAAAGAGAUACAGGAGCUAUAUUCCGAGGAUGACAACUUUAUUGCCGUAGAGAUAUUAUCAUUCAAGAAGGGAAGUAUCCUUGUUGAAUUUAAGCUAACUUUUAAAAAGAAGCUAGAAAAUUCAGAGGCAUUGACGCCACUAAAAGAGGGAAUAAAAGGUGGCCGGAUGGGCCCUUGGAGCGUUGAUCCUGAAUCCCUGAAAGUAAACGAGCAAGGAGAAGGACCGACAGAGUCAAGUUUUCCUUUGCCAAUGGUAAUCGGUAUUUCGUGUGGUGGAUUUCUUGUUCUUGGUCUCACUACAAUUUGCAUCGUUCGCCAAUGCCAGCGAAGCAAGGGUAAGAUCAAAUCACGUAGGUCGAAUGGGAUACCCACUGAAGUUCCGCUCCCUAUUCUCACCUCUUACGCCUUGAAUGAUGAAAAGGAUGGCAAUGCUCCUUAUGAAGAAAAGCCAGUCUCCCAUAUUGGAAACAAUCGGUAUGAAGCACUGGGCAUCUCAAAUGAAGCCGUGCAUUAUGAGAAGCUGGGCGCCCUGAGUCCCCUUGCAAAUCGCUAUGAUGAUUUGGGUACCCUGAAUGAAGCCGCUUCCUUCGAAGAAUUAAACCUCUCGAAUAACACUGGUGAAAAUAAAGAAAUCUCCUCCUUUAACAAAGCUUAG
Molecule: messenger RNA, 5034 nt
Organism: Pocillopora verrucosa
Lineage: Eukaryota; Metazoa; Cnidaria; Anthozoa; Scleractinia; Pocilloporidae
Product: von Willebrand factor D and EGF domain-containing protein-like
Biological process (GO): Notch signaling pathway
Molecular function (GO): calcium ion binding; Notch binding
Source: RefSeq, a predicted model, not a curated record